Messenger RNA from Acanthamoeba castellanii str. Neff, 489 nucleotides. RefSeq lists its product as uncharacterized. The record is from RefSeq and is a predicted model, not a curated record. Bases 1 to 489 code for a protein of 162 amino acids. The transcript has a single exon. Lineage: Eukaryota; Discosea; Longamoebia; Acanthamoebidae.
AUGACGCAACCUCCUCUGUUCGGCCAGCAGCUGUUUCUGUCGCCCGAGCUGACCAUGACCGACAUCACGGCCAUCCUCUACACCAUGGCGCUGUGGGCGAUGAUGAUCUUCCUCCCCAACUGGGAGUACACCAUCAAGCUCCUCCGCACCCCGUUCUGCCUGCUGCCCCACCUGCUCCUCUACACCCUCAACAUUCUGCCUCACUACCCGCGCAAGCUCGACCUCUUCAUCCACCCGACCGUCAACGCCACCUACUCGAGCGUGCUGCUGGGCACCGAGGGCCUGGACGUGCUGGCCGCCACCCACUCGCUCGAUCUCCACCUCCUCACCCUCAAUCUCUUCGUCGGCCGAUGGAUCUUCUGGGAGGGCCGCCACAACAUGCCCCACGCGCUCCUCGCCGUCUGCCUCUUCCUCACCAUGUGGAGCGGCCCCGCCGGCCUCGCCUUCUACCUCCUCGCCUACAAGCUCCGCGAGAACAUCAAGUUCUAA